ACCGAGAUGGUCUGCUCAUGCGAGCAGUGAUGCUCAUGAUCAGAGGCGACGCUCUUGCCGGCAAGUUCAUGUAUGGGAAGAGAACAGACGUAGGUACUUUCGAUGGUCUCAUCGGCGACAAGGACUCCAAAGUAGCACUCCGAGUAGCUCUCCUUCGGGAAGGACUGACUAGAAGGCCGUCCGUGUCCACGAAGCUAAACCGAGCAAAGCAGCACGUCUCCACGAUCCAGUUCCGAGGUCUCAAGUUUAUCGGCGAGCCGGACAGGCUUAAGAGGCAAGCUGAGAGGAAUGCUUGCGCCGAGGCGGUGGCAUGGCUCGCAAAUCCAGACAACGCCGAGAAGAAGAAGCUUCUAAUGUGGGGGGGAGGAAAGCUCACCAAAGUCCGGCUUGGAGAUUGCAUGGGACAGCUGAAGAAGCUCCUGGGAAAACUUCCACCGGAGGACGAAGAACGCUUGCGAAGCUUUGAAGAUCCCAAGAGCAAGAAGCAGCGAAGCAAUGCUCUCGUUCCAAUCGACGAGAAAAAGAAUUCGAAGAUCAGGAAGAGCAGGAAAGCGAACGAGGAGAUUGUCACGCAACGAGCAAAGCGUAGAGCGAAUUUCCAAAAGCUUGUGGAGAAGAGCGAGACUCCGGUAUUUGGAGGGUGCUCUCUCCCGCCACGACCAGGGUGAAUAUUCGUUUUCAAAAACUGAAUAUACUUUUUAUGGAUAUUUCUUAGGGUUUAUCAUGUCUGGGGCGAGCGUUCUCGGCGUCCUGGGUCACGGCUGCGCCCACAUUCUCCCACCGAUUGCCGCUCCAUCCGCGAGGAUCCACUCCAGGGCGCUCGGAUUCUCCGUCAGGUCGAGCCGCAGCGUCGCGUCGCCGAUGGCAAAUCUUGGGGGAUGGCUGUCCAAGCUGGGAGUAGGGCCCGCGACUGCCAGGGUCCGCGAUCCGGAAGGCGCCAAGAUCGCGCAGGGGCCGGACGACGACGCGCCGGCGCCCGGGCAAGAAUUCGCGCAAUUUGGCGCCGGAUGCUUCUGGGGUGUGGAGCUCGCAUUCCAGAGAACCCCGGGCGUGACGAAAACAGAGGUAGGCUAUUCCCAGGGCACCGUGCACAAUCCCUCGUACGAGGACGUUUGCAAUGGCGAUACCGGGCACUCGGAGGUGGUGAGAGUGCAAUACAAUCCAAAGGAGACGAGCUUCUCCUCGCUGCUGGAUGUUUUCUGGGACCGCCACGAUCCGACCACUUUGAAUCGUCAGGGGAACGAUGUUGGCACCCAGUACAGGUCGGGAAUCUACUUCUACCACCCGGAACAGGAGAAAGCCGCUCGAGAGUCCAUGCAAAAGCACGAGGAAAAGAUCAAGAGGAAGAUCGUGACGGAAAUCUUGCCAGCUACAAAGUUUUAUCGCGCCGAAGAGUACCACCAGCAAUACUUGGCCAAGGGUGGCAGAUCUGGCUUCAGGCAGUCAGCUGAAAAGGGCUGCAACGAUCCUAUCCGCUGCUAUGGUUAGACAGGUACGCCUGUCGCAUUGCCUGUGUACUACUACUCUCGUUUUUCUUCCCUUUUGCUAGCUCAGGAGCUGUAGAUGAUGAAAAGCUGGAAGAAAGCGGCGUCGGCUCUUCCUGUAAAUAACACACGCUGCUGCCACCCUCGCGCUGUGCAGUUGCUGGAACUUAAAAAGAAAUGGGACUUCCCUUUCUCUCCUGAAAA
Molecule: messenger RNA, 1688 nt
Organism: Selaginella moellendorffii
Lineage: Eukaryota; Viridiplantae; Streptophyta; Lycopodiopsida; Selaginellales; Selaginellaceae
Product: peptide methionine sulfoxide reductase A1
Exons: 2
Coding region: 496-1488 (330 amino acids)
Biological process (GO): cellular response to oxidative stress
Cellular component (GO): cytoplasm
Molecular function (GO): peptide-methionine (S)-S-oxide reductase activity
Source: RefSeq, a predicted model, not a curated record